UCCAAGAAGAGAGCAUAUACCACGCUCCGUCGCAUUCCAUUCCCCAUUAAUGCCUUUUUCGACCGUUGUUCUCUUCUAGCGAGCGCUGCGUGCUGCUUAGUUCUCAGGGUCGGUUUGAACUUUCCCGAUCAGUCUCUCUCUCUCUCUCUCUCUCUGAUCGACGGAAGAAGAAUGAUGAAGAUAAGAGCAGGCGAAGGAGGAGAAGAAGGAGGGGAGGCGGAAGGUGCGGUUGAAAUGGAUAAGAGCGCGGUGGAAGAGAAGAGUGGAGAAGGAAACAAGGGAGUGGAAGCGGCGGAGGUGGAGGGGCAUCCAUACGAUUUCCACGUGUCGGGUCCUCGCAACCUCGCCUCUCCCAACUGGAGAGAUCUAAUUCGUUCCAGCUGGAGGGAUCCAAAUUACAAGAGGAUGGUGAUAGCUUGUUUCGUACAGGCAGUAUACUUGCUGGAACUCGACAGACAAGAUAAAAGGAGCGAGGAGAACGGUCUUGCUCCGAAGUGGUGGAAGCCCUUCAAAUACAAGCUGACACAGACCCUGGUGGAUGAGAGGGAUGGCUCCAUCUACGGCGCAAUACUAGAAUGGGACCGCUCUGCUGCUCUAUCCGAUUUCAUGCUGCUGAGACCGAGCGGAGCUCCCAAGGCUGUACUCGCCCUCAGGGGGACAUUACUGAGGAGCCCGACAAUUAGGAGAGAUCUAGAGGACGACCUCCGCUUCCUUGCUUUGGAAAGCUUGAAGGGUUCUGUCAGGUUUGGCGGAGCAUUGGAAGCGCUGAAUUCGGUCGUCGGCAGGUUUGGCAGCAGCAAUGUGUGCAUAGGCGGGCAUUCCUUGGGCGCUGGCUUCGCUCUCCAAAUAGGCAAAGCAUUGGCAAAGCAAGGGGUGCUUGUCGAAUGCCAUCUCUUUAACCCACCCUCUGUUUCUCUUGCCAUGAGUCUAAGGAGUAUUGGGGAGAAAGUUGGUUCUGUCUGGAAGAGAAUCAGAGCUGCAAUGCCUCCGAGUGGUGAGGAGGCAAAGGAUUCUAAAGCUGGACAGAAGAGACUGCGUACAGAGACCAAGAAAUGGGUGCCACAUUUGUAUGUGAACAGUAGCGACUACAUUUGCUGUUAUUAUACUGAUUGUGCCGGGGUUGCUGCAGAUGUUACUACGGACAAACCGAAGAUGAAGGACACCAUCGGAGAUGCAGCGGCGAAGCUGUUUGUGAUGUCGAAGGGCCCUCAGAAGUUUCUUGAAGCUCAUGGGUUGGAACAAUGGUGGUCAGACGACAUGGAACUCCAAGUCGCUGUCCAUCAAAGCAAACUUAUUGACAGGCAGCUAAGGUCGCUAUAUGCUGUCCCGCCGCCGCCGACUCCAGCGAAGUCCUGACAAAACCUCUGAAAUGUUACUUCUUGUUUGGUCCCUCCUCAUCUCAGUUCUUCCUUCACAUUCUUUGAUUUGCAUGACUUCUUGAGCAUGAGUCAAGAUUGUUGACUUUCUUUGCGUUGCAUCUGGUUCAAGAAAUAAAUAUAACGUAUUACCAUGUGCCAAGUAGUUCAUGAGACGAAUCAUCCAUGGUUUUGCGCGAUUGGUAAAUUCAUAUCAAAGCAUUUCGAUUAUGGGACAACUCUUUCCUUUAGAUUGUGAGACAACUCUUAUUUAUGUCUCUUUUCAAAUGAUUGCUCUCAUAUAUUCAAAGAUCCAUUGCCUUGUGUCGCUAGGCAGCCGGAGCUUAUACUGCAACCCACACCGUAGUGUCGAUAUUACUAUUGGUGUCCGUAGCAUUGCUCGUCUGAAAUAUCAUGUGUAGCAUCGGACCAUUGAUUCUGAUGCAUGUUAGUGUAAGUUGCAGGAGGAUUCUGAUGCUUGUAGAAUUCAGGACCAUGGAAGCAGCAUAUUGGAUAUUUAGGACUACAGGCAUAUCAUAAUGUAUUACAAACAAACUACAAAAUGCAAAUCAUUACAUUAACUGAUACCUGGAACCAUGAACGAGUAUCGGACCAUUGGAGCAUUUCUCAUGACAAAGAAUCUAGUUGUGAAUCAGGAAACAUGAGCCGGGAUCUUUUUAUUAAAAGCUCCAUUAACAAAACCUCUACUGCUCAAAGCUCUACAGACAAAAGCUCUGCUUUUUACAUGGCAUUGAAAUUUUGAGUAACGUGAACCAACAUAUCCACUACGGGGUUUCUUUCGAUUGAAAGUUUACCAUAAGCAAAACACCAACAUGAACAUGAACAAAUAAUGCAAUCCCCCAGGUUAUAUCAAAAUCCCCUGUCUUCUUGAUGACCUCAAAACCAAAAAAAAAGUUCAUCAGCUAUAGGCUGUUCAUACUAACCUAGAUCUAAAAAAGAAAUGAAAAAAAUUAUAAUCUGCAAUACCAAAAAAAUUACCAGUGCAGCUAUGGCCAUAAGAAGCUGUAAAUAAUAGACACUGUAUCAGCCAUCAGACUAUUAGUUACUCACCUUGUUGAUACACAAACAAAACCCACCACAACAAAGAAAUGCCUCGAGGCUGCACUGAAUUUGCUGUAGGACAUAGAACCUAGAUCAGACAUUUCUUUUUCCUGGAAAGAUCAGACAUUUCGG
This is a messenger RNA of Phoenix dactylifera (date palm), 2549 nucleotides long. Its product is annotated as GDSL esterase/lipase At4g10955-like. The record is from RefSeq and is a predicted model, not a curated record. Lineage: Eukaryota; Viridiplantae; Streptophyta; Magnoliopsida; Arecales; Arecaceae.